AUGCUCAGCAAUUGGAUAUUGUACUUGAAGGACAUUCGCGGGACCUUUUCAAACUCAAGGUUUGCCCCAAGGUCGUUCUUUGGCGAUUGUCUCUUUCCACGCAAAUUUUUUCCAAAGUUUUCCAUGUCCGAAUCGGUAGAAACAUGUUCGAAGGAAGAAUGGAAUGUCGAUGGUGGUGAGCUACAGUUGGCACAGGACUUUGAAGUCAUUGACCUUGAGGACUUCGAUCCUGGUCAAGUUGAUAACUUAGAGACGGAUGAUUCAUCAUAUAUGUCUUCUUUUCUUAAUGGCCUUGUUACUGACGAAACUCUUUAUUCAAGAUACUUGAAUGGAGUUAUUACUUUCGAUGAACUAAUGCGUGAAAUGCAUCACUCUACUAAUGUUGACGACGAAUACUUCAGGAGUAGCGACUCGGAUUGUUCUAGUAAAAACAACGAUCCAGAAUAUAUUCCACGUUUCAGGAGAUCUAAACGACCGCAAAGUUAUGAUACACCUGUAAAGAAAAGGACGAAAACGAGAGGAUCACUUAUUACAAAGCGUGCUCGCUUGCCAAUUGAAUUAGCACAGUAUCUCGGAGAAGCUGAAAGACAUCUAAACAAUGACGAAUUCGAUCAUGCUGAACGCAUAUGUUAUGAGAUCAUUGAUACAGCUUCUCAGGCAUCCCAACCGUAUAUUGUUCUGGCUGAAAUAAGUUUCCGUCGAGGGAACCAAGAAAAAGCUAAAGAAUUCUUGUAUGAAGCUGCUCAAAGGAACCCAUCCGAUAAAAAUACAUGGCUCACUCUUGUUGAUUGGGCUGAAGAAGCUGGUGAUUAUCCGCUGGCGAUCCACUAUGCACGCCAGGCCCUUAGAAGAGAUCGAGCUGACACAUCUCUGCGUCAACGCCUGAUCUACUUGUGCCAAACCGCUGGUCGAAGUAGAGAUGCCCUACAGUUACGCUUAGCUGCUCUUACAGUUACUCCGGAACCUACUGGUGAAGAACAGUUUGAGGUUGCCCGAGAAUUAGCUGAUCAAUUUUUCAAACUGCUUGAUCCGUACAAUUCAGUGAAAGCGUAUGAAAAUGCCUUCGAGCAAUAUCCCAAACAUGGAACAGAUAAUGAUAGAAAUUCUGCUUUAUCAAUUUUGCUUCAAAUGAAACGCUACGAUCACGCGCUUAAGUUUUUCACUAAUUUCUGCGGUGUUAAGUUGUAUUUAAAGUCUGGAGAAUUAUUUGACAUGAACAAACAUUCAUCUAAGCUGACAUCUGUUGAUAAUUUUGACAAAUUUCAUCUACAUGAUAAAAUUUCAAUGGAGUUAAAGUUGAAGUUAUUUCUCGUUCUUGCACAUCUUGGUCUUGGUACUUUAGUCGAGUCUUGCAUUGCACUCGUAUAUACAAAUGAAAAUAUAUCGAAAUAUUCCAGCUGGCUGUUAGACAUAGUUAUAGCGUAUAAAGAAAAGAAUUUGCACACUAUAGCAAUUCCGUUAUUACUAAGGCUAACAAAAUCAAAUGUUACCUGUAAGAUGGUACAAGUUUGGACAUUGCUUGCAGAGUCCUAUUUAGAGGCAGGAGAAACUGAGUCUGCCAUCAAAGCUUAUCGUCAUGUGACAGAAAACCUCAACCCACGAGAUACAGAUGCCCGUCUAGGUCUUGUAAAUCUUCUUAGACGCCUUGGAAGACAUCAGGAAGCUUUAAAGUUUUUAGAUCCCAAGAAUUUAAUACAGAAAGGCGUUAAACCUGAAAUAUCUUUAACUGAACAGUGUGAUUUAAUUGUACAGAAAAGAGAAAAAUCCCCCUUGAAACCAGCUAAGAGAUCAGUUCCUAUGCCGCCAACCCCAAGUGAAUUGCCACAGAUUUCAACCAGUGGUGAUGUGGAUAGUGAUAAUGGUUCCGUUGAAAAAGUUGAUCUUGAUAGUGACUGGUUUGAUGCAUCGGCUAAUCUUGUUUCUCGUGAUAAUGUGGCCUAUAGAUUAGCAUAUGAACGUUGUCGAAUGCUUGAUACCCCAGAAACUGUAGAUUCGUUUUUAGAAGAAGCAUGGACCUUAUUGUUCAGUGAUGUGACACGUGUGUGCGGACUUCGAUUUACGCAGCUCGCUCUUAUUCUGGAUAGUGAACAACAUCGGAAGUUAGUGACAGAUCGAUUAGCCUCCGUUGCACCUGCAUUAACCGAUACACUAUCUGAUCAAAUCGAUGCUGAACGUUCAACUGCUGAAACAAAUGGUAUAAGUAGUUCAGAUAUUUGGGGAUUAUUUUUACGCGUAGUUGAUGUAUUACGCUCUCGUCUGCCGAAGUCAUUGCCUCAGUUGGAAACUGCUACUGCAUGGGCGUCUUUACUACCACAUGUUCAAGGAAAUGACUUACGUCGGUUGGCUGCAAGUCAUCUUUUAAUUAGUUCAUCACUUAUCGCGCGUCAUGGGACUCCAGCAUUUUUGGAAUUAAGGAAAAUUCAGAAACAGUGGAGUGAAUAUAACCAGUAUUGGAAUGUAAUGAAUCUGGCUAUCACUCUUUCACGAGAUUUCAAGCACUGCCGGUUUUUGGAUCGUUUAGUUACAAAGGAUAGUUUAAAUUUGGCUAUCGGCACUAUAGCCAGUAGUGACACUUUGGUUCGUGGUUCGUACCGUUAUGCCAUUGCUCGAUUGAUCAAUAUGAGGGAAAAAUUUCCCGACGAUGCACUGCUCGCUUUACUAUUGGCUGUCGGCUUUCUAAGUAUGUCAAUGCAGAAACAUAUUGGUUCUCGACAUCUUGCUAUUUUACAGGCCAUCGGAUUUCUCGGGGAGUACAAACGUUUGCGUGGUAACUGUCAAGAGGUAUAUUAUAAUAUAGCGCGUGCUUGUCAUCAACUCCUCAUUACCCAUGUGGCCAUUCACUACUAUGAGAAAGUUCUUGCCAUGAAACCUGUUGGAAAAACUCAAGAAGAGAGAUCUUUUACGAAUCUGCACAGAGAAGCUGCUUUCAAUUUGGCGCUAAUUUAUAAAUCGAAUGGUAAUCCCUCCAUGGCUCGUCAUAUAUUUCAAAAGUACCUUGUCAUAUAA
Molecule: messenger RNA, 3006 nt
Organism: Trichobilharzia regenti
Lineage: Eukaryota; Metazoa; Platyhelminthes; Trematoda; Strigeidida; Schistosomatidae
Source: the annotation of a GenBank genome assembly